GCGGACAACAGCGUCGAAGCCGACCGCACGCGCCGCAUUUCGAACCCGCAAAAUCCCUGAUACAAGAAGUGGAAAACCCCGCGCGGUCCGAGAGUCGCCCUUAACUUUCAACCCUUGUUUUAAUUUUCCUCCAUCCCCUCUAAAAUCAAACCUCACCUUUCGAGACAUACUUUUUUUUCCACCUUUCGCACGAUCUUUUUUCCGAUCCUCUCCUCGUCCACCCACCACCCCCUCACCCCUCCCCCCCCCUUUCUUCCAUCUUCCACGAUUUUUCACCGACGUUACCACUGUCGUUUCUCUUUUUCUUUCUCGCUUUCACUUAUCCCAACGGGAAUCGCAGGGUGCGUCGCGUAGCUGUGCAGUGAAUUGUGCCGCUGGGUUUUAUUUGUAAUAUAUUUGUUUACCUGUUCGAUUAAUGAAAAAUAAAUACCUAAUUACAAUAUUAAAUUAUAGUUCAAGUGUACCGCCGAUUUUAGACCGUAAUUCGAUGCUAGUCGAUUGAAAGGAUAAAGAGAAAGGAUGCUCGACACACGGACUUCUUGAUAUUUCGUACAAUGAGAACCGAAAAGUAUAACUUGUAAUAUCGUAUCGAGUAUCAGCGCUGAUUGAUACAUUGUUUUCAAGAUAAAAAUUGAAUUGUAAAAAGUUUGUGUGAAAGCUAUCGGAGUGUGUUUGGUAUAUUAUCAAUUACUCGUACGGACAUUUUCACGUCCUCUUCGCAGUUUCGUUUUCGUACGCUACACGUGUUCGCGUAUUGAUAAAUCGUAAUAAUAAUAACAACAAUAAUAUUAAUAAUAAUACAUUGGUGAACAAUCGCAAAAUAUUAUUUCCAUUCACUUGCCAUUGUUGUAAUCUGACUAAAAAAACAAAAAAAAGAAAGAAAGGAAGAAAGAAAAUUAAACGUACAUUAAAAUAAAAAGUGAAAUACAAUUUUUUUUUUUUUUUAAAUAGUUUCAACGUUCCUCUGGCGUUUAAAAAAGCUCUAUAAAAAAUUUAAAUCUAAGUGAUAUUGUUGUACGUUAUUCGUCCGGCUGUUGGGUCCAGAGAUCGGCGAAAGGAAAGUGAAUAUUACAACAAACAGUGCAUAUAAUCCAGUGCAGAUUUGGGAGGAUCAAGUUCGUCGCCGAAAAAGAUGUCGUCCCUCCGCACUCAGUCGACCGGGGGCGGUUUGGCCCUGAGCAGCAUCGGAUCCGAUAGAACCGGGGCGACUUCGACGGCCGGAGCUUCUCAAUCUCACAGAAAACACCAGAAUCAUCACAGGAGUCGAAGUGCUCCUCGCGCCCCCGAAAAACCACCGAGAAAACGUCACAUGAAUCCGGCACACAGUCUGGCCUCGAUACCGAGUCAGAUUAAACUCUCGAUGCUGAACAGCGGGCUCAUCUCUUUCGCAGCAGACGACAAUGGCGCCAUGUCAACGACGCUGCCAACCGCCCCAACGGAAUUGGCACAUUAUCCAAAACUCUGCGAACUUCGUAGAAAGUUUCCAGUUUUAUACCGCGUCGAAUUUCAGACCGCAGUCAAAGUCGAGACGCACUCCUGCAAACACGCGACGAAGAUCGCGAACAAGGAGAAGAAUCAGAAUCAAAGGUGCAUACCCUACGACUACAACAGAGUUGUUCUCGACACGAUAAAAGGCGAGCCUGACUCCGAUUACGUCAACGCUUCCUACGUCGAUAGUAUACUCAAGCCAAACGCCUACAUAGUGACGCAAGGACCGAUGGAAAAUACGGUGACAGAAUUUUGGAGAAUGGUUUGGCAGGAGAACGCUUCGUGCAUCGUUAUGCUGACGAAAACGUUCGACUUCAUUCGGGUCAUGUGUGUCCAGUACUGGCCAGCGAGCAAAGACAAGGACGAGGAAUACGGCGGUAUCGGAGUAUCGGUUUUAAAGGAGGAGGAACUGGCCAAUUUUCACAUACGAACGAUAAAGCUCUACAAGAAGAACGACGCGGGGGAAAUCACCGAGGAAAGAACUCUCCUCCAGUUUCAUUACACCGAAUGGCAUUCCCAUACCUGUCCAUUCGGCAACGCGGUACUCGAGUUUCGGCGUCGUGUUCGCGCCGUCGUUGGAUCCACAAUAAAAAACGAGUCUGGACCCAUGGUCGUUCACUGCAACGAUGGCGGUGGCCGGUCCGGCGUCUAUCUAGCCAUAGACGCGAACAUGGAACUUGCGGAGGAGGAAGACGCCUUCGACGUUUUUGGAUACCUGAAGAAAUUGAGAUUGAGCAGAAAAGGACUGAUCGAGAAUCUGGAACAAUAUAAAUUCAUCUACGACACGCUGGAGGAGUACGUGAUAUGUGGGACCUCGUGGUUCCCGGUUUCCGAACUCUCCCAAAGACUGAAACAAAAGAGCGUCAAGAAUCCGGUUACCAAGAUGAACGAGUACCAGCGGGAGUAUCAGCAGAUCUGUAAACAAACACCGAGAUUUACAAUCGGCGAUUGCGCCGGCGGACACAGAGCGGACAACCGGGAGAAAAACAGAGACGUUCUAGUCGUUCCACCGGACAAUUUUCGACCCUAUUUAACCAGCUUCCAGGGCAACAGCUUCACGGACUACAUAAACGCCGUCUUCGUUGACGGCUACACGAAACCUCGAGAGUAUAUUGUCACCGAGUGGCCGCUUCGCCACACUUGCGGCGAGUUCUGGUCCCUGGUUUACGACUACGAAUGUGCCGCUGUAGUAAUUCUCUGUGUUCCACCCGCGAACUCGACCAAUUUUCCGAGCUUUUGGCCGGAGGGUAGACACUCGAAAAAGUACGGUCCAGUAUUCACCAUUGAUCACAUCAGCCACAAUCACUACUCGAACAUCAAGACUUGGGUCUUCAGAAUAAAUAAGAAGAUCGUCUCUCUGACGGAACUGAUGGCCGGAGUAAAAGCACCGCCCAAGACCGUCCAGCUGUUCCAACUGACGUGUUGGCCAAUGGGCCACAAAGUGCCUACCUCAACCAACAGCCUCGUCGAGUUAAUGAACAUGGUGGAGAGGUGGAGACAGCGAACGGAUUACGGACCUGUCGCUGUCGUGUCGCCCGACGGAAGGAGUCGUUGCGGUGUUUACUGCGCGGCGAACGCCUGCAUAGAACAGGUCAUUCAGCAUGGGGAGGUCGACAUAUUCCAGGCAGUCAAAACCGUGCGCAGGCACAGACCUCAGCUUGUUGAGAACAUGACGGAGUACAAAUACUGCUACGAUCUGGUCCUCCACUACGUAUUGCACUACCUGAACAAGGACAUGAAUGAAAAGAAGUGAGACAGCGAGUUGAGGGACGAGCUGUGGUUCAUCGAGUUUGGUAGGGGUGCGGCGCUG
This is a messenger RNA of Neodiprion virginianus, 3298 nucleotides long. RefSeq names its product receptor-type tyrosine-protein phosphatase kappa (gene Ptp36E). The record is from RefSeq and is a predicted model, not a curated record. Gene Ontology annotation, molecular function: protein tyrosine phosphatase activity. Bases 1133 to 3241 code for a protein of 702 amino acids. Lineage: Eukaryota; Metazoa; Arthropoda; Insecta; Hymenoptera; Diprionidae. Gene Ontology annotation, biological process: protein dephosphorylation. The transcript is spliced from 15 exons.